Molecule: messenger RNA, 2095 nt
Organism: Misgurnus anguillicaudatus (oriental weatherfish)
Lineage: Eukaryota; Metazoa; Chordata; Actinopteri; Cypriniformes; Cobitidae
Source: RefSeq, a predicted model, not a curated record
CGGAACUGUUCUCCCGUGUCCGUAAGACGCUGUAGGAAGUGUGGAAAGCGCCGCAUACAAUAUGCUCUACGUUUGUAUUUUGUAAUUAUGUAUGCGCUUCUGUGUUUUCCCCACUGAAAUAUCAGUACGACUGUUGUGGAAUUGUGAAUUUUAUUGUGACGGUGUGUUGGGGGUCUGAAACGCAUUUUAGAAACCAGAGGUGAAGAUGUCUGCAGAGGAGGCGGACAAAACCACCACCACUGAUGCUAGUGCAGGAGACGAGGAGGAGGAAUGGCUGUACGGAGAGGAAGGUGAAAGUAAGGAAACUGAAGAAGAGGAGGCCAAACUGACAGCAGCCAUCAGUGGCAGCGCAGCCUCUGCUCCUCCUGUUAGUGAAGAGGUUACUGCCAACAGCGUCACCACCCCAACCACCACCACUGGAAAUGGAGAGACCAGUCAGGAAACCAGCCAGAACACUGAGGAAACACCAGGAGAGGAUGAAGACAGUGAGAGUGACAGCGACGACGACGAUGAUGAUGUACGUGUCACCAUCGGAGACAUCAAAACGGGAGCACCACAAUAUACGGCAUAUGCAGCUCCAGUGAAUCUGAACAUAAAAACAGCUGGCAGACCGUAUGGAGCAGUAGGUAGCAAAGUGAAAGGUGUCGACCUCGAAGCUCCGGGCAGCAUCAAUGGCGUUCCGGUCCUGGAAGUGGACAUGGAGUCCUUUGAGGAGAAACCAUGGAGAAAACCAGGUGCGGACUUGUCUGACUAUUUUAACUAUGGUUUUAAUGAGGACACAUGGAAAGCAUAUUGUGAAAAGCAGAAAAGGCUACGGAUGGGCCUUGAUAUUCUCAACAUUGGAUCUACCACCAGCAAGAUCUCAGUGCAGCAGGGCCGCACAGGUAACACUGAGAAGGAGAUUACAAUACCAUCUCAUACGUCUAAAGCAGAAUUCAUCUCUCCAUCCACACUGUAUAAAACAGGACUUAAUCCAGCUAGGAUAUCCCCUCCACAGUGGGCGGGGCCUGCCAUUCAAGAAAUGUCCUUUAAUACAAAGACGAGCGGAACCAUAGAUGUGAUUGGCGGAGGGACUGCCACCAUUAGUAGGGUGGAAGGAAGACGUCGCCACAAUCUGGAGGGGAAUAACAUCCAGGUGAUCUCUGACCAUUCCACCUCGGAUGCAGAACCCACAGUGGCUAAGAUGCCACCUCCUUUCUUUCCUCCUGGGCCACUCCCUCCAAACAUGCCCCCUCCUCCAUUCCUCCCUCCUCCUGUCAGCCAGGCACCGUCUCUGUUACCACCUCCACGGAUGCCCAUCACUGUUCCUCCACCCAAUUUUCCCCCUCCCAAUGCUGGACCUCCACCUUCACUUAUUCCUACUUUGGACAAUAGUGGGCAUCCAGGAGGAUAUGAUGGACGUCCUGUCGCUCCCUACCCUUUCCCUACAGGUGGGUUUCCUCCACCCAUGCCAGGACCUGUUAACCCCUGGCCUGGUAUGAUGGACAACUCUAAGCCGUGGGACUAUUACCCUAGACGAGACAAAGAGAGGGAAAAGGAACGGGAGAGGGACAGGCAAAGGGAACGAGUCCAUGACAGAGAUCAUAGUCCAUCCUCUGUGGUUUAUAACAGUGCACUGGGUCUUUGCAGUGAUGAAGAGCGAUAUCGUUACCGUGACUACGCGGACAGAGGGUACGAGAGACAUCGCGAGCGAGCCAGCCGUGAGAAGGAAGAGCGUCACAGGGAGAGGAGACACAGAGAGAAAGAAGAAGGGAGACACAAGUCAUCACGAAGUAGUAGCAGGCGGAGGCAUGAUAGUGAGGAAGGCGACAGUCACCGGCGCCAUAAGCACAAGAAGUCCAAGAGGAGUAAAGAGGGCAAGGAACCCAGCGAGGAGCUUUCCGGUGAACAGGAGAACCAGGAGGCCAUGGAGUAACUCCAGUGUCUGCUGUCCUUCCUUGAUUUUGAUAGAGCUCUUGGUUGUUAGCUAAAUCAUGCUAAAUGAAACUAUAAUCCAGUUUGCCUUUUGUUAGUUCAUGUUCUGUUGUUUUUUCCAGUCCCGUUGUACCAUGUAGAUGUCGAUUUGUUCGAUUAAAAAAAGAGCAUUUUGGUAAUG